CGGAGAACAGAUGCUGCCAGUCAGCGCGUGGUGGUCCGUAGUGUGCGCAAUCGCGAUUCCUAAGCGGUUCAAGAGCGACGAGUUCGUGGCGCGAGUCCGAGGCGACCGACGGGCGCGUCGAGGCGGCAGGCGACCUGGCAAGCCGCUCGCCAUGGACCACUAGAUCUACGCUGUCCAAAGCCUGAACUGCUGCCCAUUCGUACAUAUCGUAGGCAACUAAAGCUGUAAGAUGACCGUCUUGAACGAGUGGGUGGCUGGCUCACGUGUUGGAAGCUGGGUGCAGCGAUGCCGGGAGUCUCGCCGCCUCGUUCUAGCCAUCGUCGCCAUCGCCCUGCUGCUCGAUAAUAUGCUUCUCACCACGGUCGUUCCAAUAAUACCGGAGUUUCUGUACAACAUCAACCAUCCAGAUGCUCCGUUGGACGGUCCAGUAAGGACAACAACAACAACCACACCAGCACCAAGUUUGUGCGAAGAAUAUGCCAGAAUUCAUGGUAUUGAUUAUCUUCGCGAUGUUUCUACAGAGGCCGACAACCUAGAUAAUAUGACUACAAUAGAUCCAGAGAAACAGCUAAAGGAAGAAAGACAUCGAGAUUUAGUACAAGAGACCAAUCAAGUGGGUAUAAUGUUUGCCUCGAAGGCUUUCGUGCAGUUGGUGGCCAACCCAUUCGUUGGACCUUUAACUCACAAAAUAGGCUACAGUGUACCCAUGUUUGCUGGUUUCAUCAUCAUGUUUCUCUCUACGAUAAUUUUCGCAUUUGGCCGAAGCUACAGUGUUCUCUUCAUAGCGAGGGCUUUACAAGGUAUAGGGUCCUCCUGCUCAAGCGUCUCAGGAAUGGGUAUGUUGGCUGAAAGGUACCCAGAGGACAAAGAACGAGGAAACGCAAUGGGCAUAGCACUUGGAGGAUUAGCUCUGGGAGUUCUGAUUGGACCACCAUUCGGUGGUAUAAUGUACGAGUUCGUUGGAAAAUCAGCACCAUUCUUGAUUUUAUCUGCACUGGCACUUGCUGAUGGAGUUCUACAAUUGUUGAUGCUACAACCAGCAGUAGUGAGGCAAGAAUCAGAUCCACCGUCCCUAAAAGCGCUUGUAACAGAUCCCUACAUAAUUAUAGCAGCUGGUGCCAUAACUUUUGCCAAUCUCGGCAUUGCAAUGAUGGAGCCGUCUCUUCCGAUUUGGAUGAUGGACACGAUGGAAGCAGAUAGGUGGCAGCAAGGAGUCACAUUUUUGCCUGCCAGUAUAUCGUAUUUGAUUGGAACGAAUUUGUUUGGUCCCUUGGGACACAGAAUGGGCAGAUGGUUGGCUGCUUUCGUCGGUUUGGUAGUGAUUGGAAUAUGUCUUAUGUUGGUUCCAAUGGCCACUCAUGUAAAUCAUCUCAUAGUUCCAAAUGCUGGUUUAGGAUUUGCUAUUGGUAUGGUAGAUAGUUCAAUGAUGCCAGAACUUGGAUAUUUGGUAGACAUCAGGCAUUCAGCUGUUUAUGGCAGUGUGUAUGCCAUAGGUGAUGUGGCGUUUUGUUUAGGAUUCGCAAUAGGGCCUGCUAUGAGUGGAACACUCGUCAAGAAUAUCGGCUUCGAAUGGAUGCUAUUCGGAAUUGCGAUAUUGGAUUUCAUGUAUGCUCCGCUACUGUUCAGUUUGAAGAGUCCUCCGACCAAGGAGGAGAAAAAGUCUCUUAUUCUGGGAGAAAAAUCAUCUGUUCGGUACGUCACAUAUCAGAACGAGGAAGAUGAUGAGGAGUGAAAAAGCGGUGAAUUUUUAAAUCUGUGAAUUUAUGAGUUCACUCCAGAAGAACCAAAACAAAGACUAUAUUUUUUGUUGAAUUUGUAAAAAUUGAAAAUGAUUAUCCUACAAGACUAUGUAAUAUAUUAUUAUCGUACCUAUAAGUAGUUAUAAGCAUCUAUAUAUUAUAAUCGUAAAUGACGCUGUCAAGACCAUAACUAAGAUGACAUUUCAGAUGGAAGAGUUACAUCGAUCAAAAUUCAAAAUUUUUCCCUCGAAGGGUCCACGCUAGGGAUUUUGUGAAUGGCUGCACUGAAUCCUUUCCAGAUCGUAGGAAGCGAGGCAAUCAGAUACCCUUAAAUUUCGGCUCAAGAAGAGUUCUUAUAAAUAUUUAUGAAAUUUCAAACUUUUCCAUCAAAGCCUGGUCAAUGAUUGCAAGAUUUGAAUAAUACCAUUUAUGCGAAAAUUUUUAUUUUUAUUUGUAGCUGAUUUGCGAAAGGUAGAAGUGUAAUCUAGCAAAUAAAAUGGCUGAAAUAUUAGAAUAAGAGAAUUGCUGAGCCAAUCAAAAAGUUUCUUCUUGGGCAAGCCUGGUGAGCAGAGGGAUCUACGAAUCCCAAAAACUAAUAAUGGGACCUUAAAUGUUGCUUAUAACAUAAUAUUGUAGCAUAAUACAACUCAUUACAAUUCAUUUGAUAUAGAAAACUAUAGAUGGAUCACACAAAACGGAAGGAUGCAUGUUAUUGGAAUUUGUCGUAUUCGUAUUUAUCAACAUAUAUAUAUCCAACUUCAAGCGAGCGACAGACUCCUUAGAAGGUUAUUGUGAAGAGACAAUAAUCAUCUCUUGUUCCCACAUCUGAAAGCCCACACCUGAAAUUUUAUUCAAAGCUGGUAAGGGUCCGAACAACAAAAGUACUCAAGUUUCUAAAUGUACGAUGGCAUUAAUGUUCUGCCUAGUGCAGUAGCCAUUUGUGGUACAUUUUUAGGUAUUAGAGUACAUGUUGCGAUAUGUUAGUAUAUAAUAACCACUUUGAUGGAUAUAUGUUUGAUGUUUAUAUAUUAUCUAAUCUUAAGAUUUGUGGUGCAAUAAAUGGAUCAUACUCUGGA
Messenger RNA from Harmonia axyridis, 2815 nucleotides. It is a transcript of the gene Vmat, whose product is annotated as synaptic vesicular amine transporter. Gene Ontology annotation, biological process: transmembrane transport; aminergic neurotransmitter loading into synaptic vesicle; xenobiotic transport. The record is from RefSeq and is a predicted model, not a curated record. The transcript has 11 exons. Gene Ontology annotation, cellular component: synaptic vesicle membrane; terminal bouton. Bases 230 to 1732 code for a protein of 500 amino acids. Lineage: Eukaryota; Metazoa; Arthropoda; Insecta; Coleoptera; Coccinellidae. Gene Ontology annotation, molecular function: xenobiotic transmembrane transporter activity; serotonin:sodium:chloride symporter activity.